AUGUCAACAAUACCCACGCCUGUACGCCCUCCGCGCUCGUCUCGCCACAAACCAUUUCAAAACCUUUUAUCCGAGAUCAAAGAGGGUGAAAUGCCACCAUUACGUGCACGUGUAGUGCGGCGCUUUCCGCAUGCGUUGGUGUUUGUCGAAAAUCCACCAAGUGUGGAAAUAAUUAGGCAAGACCAGUUCUUGGACGAAGAUGGUGCGUUUGAGGUGGGCGCUCGUAGGCGUGUAAAGCAGAAGUCGUGGAAAAACCCUCUGGACUGCGUCAUAUUAGAAAUAGGUACCAAAAUAAAGCUCCAAAAAUUAAAGGUCAAACCUGAUGGCACAAUACAUGUGCCCGUACCAAAUGAUCCACUAGAUGACACUGGAGAAACAGUUCAGUCAGAUGAGGCAGAGGUUCGUUUUAUUGGUUCCCGCUACUCAGAACAACUAAAACAAAAGCAACAAGCUGCCCAGGCUAGGCAGGACAAUUUAGAAACAAUUGCCAUGUAUCUCACAGAUACUAAUCCAGUCUUGCCUUUGCCGCCUCAACACAAUCCAAGAAAACCAUUGGUCCACUCAGCAGAAGUUUUAGCUGAACUCAAAGAGCAGCUGUCAAAUUUGUCAUGCUGGACAAAAAUGGAAGGCGAUGUUGAAAUAAGUCCAGGCACUAAGGUUUUCUACAAUGGGUCGAAUUUGUGCCUUUUGAAUGAUGCUCACAGGGACAGUCCCUCCAGAUUGCUGGGUGCAAUAAUAAAGGCACUAAUUCCACCGCACAUAAGAGCAAAUCGGGCGCUCACCUAUUCUGGCGGCAAUGGAGAGAGUGUGGGAGUGCCUACGCAAAUCGUAGCUGCAGCUAGAGGCAUGGUGCAAUGUUUUUUCAAACUUAAAGAACCGCUAGACACCGCUCGGAUUGUCGCCAGCCUGCUGGCUUAUAGUCAGCGCCCAAAGCAGCCUCUGCCUGUGUCUGCACCCCCAUCCACUGCAGGUGUUCAGCAGCCUAUCUAUACAUCCUCUUCUUCAAGCGCAUUUCCCUCAUCCUCUGCAGGUGGUCCUAUCCAUUCAUCUUCUUCUUCAAGCACAUUCAGUUUUGGCCCACAAGGGCCUGCUGCAACAGUGGUGCAAGAGAGUCAAACAUUUACUCUUUUAAGAAGUGCUACUGAAACCUUGAUUAAUGAAUAAUUUUAGGUCCAGAUUCUAGCCAAUUUUUUUUCGAUUCUGUUAAAUUUUGUUGUGACCCCCAAAGUAAAAAGUUUUUGCAUACUGUGGACAAAUCUCAGUAAAUGCUGUUUUUUUUUGUUUCCUUUUCUUAAAUAUAGUUUAUUUUUGUUUGUUGUGACUUAAAUUUUAUUUUUUG
Molecule: messenger RNA, 1339 nt
Organism: Thrips palmi
Lineage: Eukaryota; Metazoa; Arthropoda; Insecta; Thysanoptera; Thripidae
Exons: 6
Coding region: 1-1164 (387 amino acids)
Source: RefSeq, a predicted model, not a curated record